Molecule: messenger RNA, 597 nt
Organism: Porites evermanni
Lineage: Eukaryota; Metazoa; Cnidaria; Anthozoa; Scleractinia; Poritidae
Source: the annotation of a GenBank genome assembly
AUGGCUGAAGAAAAAGUCGUCAGACUUAACGUUGGAGGUGUUUCUUACCAGACAUCCCUUGCAACACUGGGCAAAUACCCUAAGUCUAUUCUUGCAGCCACUUCAAAAUUGAAGAAAGACGAAAAUGGUUCGUACUUCGUUGACAGGGAUGGUGAGCUGUUCAGGUAAGGAAUGUCACUGGAAUAUAAUCUUUGUUUCUUCCUACUUCUUGUGGUGGGAGGAAGACAUGAUAAAGACGGGAAAUCAUCAGUUCUAUUCAUCUGUUUACUAGGAAAUGGAUGUCAGGUAUAAUCUUUAAUUUUCAUUCCUUUUUUCUUUCAAUUUUUUAUUGUGAGGUGGGGGGGGGGGAUGAUUGCAAUGUGGGAAUCAUUAGUUUUAUCGUGGGAAAAGUAAAAAUGUAUUGAACUCACGCUUUAUUUUGCUGUAUCUGUCAUAUAGCUUGAAUUAGCUUUAGUGUUCCUUUUGUCCUCUAAUAGGCACAUACUCAAUUACUUUCGAAAUGUGAAGUUAAUCUGCUCUGAUGAGACCCUAUCCCCACUGCGUGACCAACUAGUCGCUGAAGCCAAGUUUUAUCAGCUAGAGGGACUAAUCAACCAG